Molecule: messenger RNA, 881 nt
Organism: Bicyclus anynana (squinting bush brown)
Lineage: Eukaryota; Metazoa; Arthropoda; Insecta; Lepidoptera; Nymphalidae
Gene: Karl
Exons: 5
Coding region: 127-831 (234 amino acids)
Source: RefSeq, a predicted model, not a curated record
AGUCUACUUUAACCGUUCGAAUGAAUAAUACGUUUACGUCACCGUUUGUGUCACUUCUUUUUUAAUUUUUGAAAAAAAAAAUAAUCACACAAUAUAUUUUUUUUAUUCGACGUAUAGUGUAUUAAGAUGUCAAGUGUAUUUGUAUAUUUGUUGGUGGUGUUGGUGACAGCGAAUUUAGUGUCAUGCAGGAUUGUGAACAACAGGAAGUGUCCAGAAGUCAGGGCUGUUCCACAUUUUGAUUUGUCUCAGAUGCUUGGCGAUUGGUUCGUGGUCGAAUACUACGCAAGCGAAGAAGAAGCACUUUCUUAUAGCUGCAUGAGGGCGGUAUUCACACAAGACGACCAUGUUCAGGGAGAAGAUGGUACCAUAGAAUGGACUCCCGGUGUAACAAUGAAUUUCACUUACCGUUUUGCUGAUGAUCCAUUGGACGAAAACCUAUUAGGAAAUAUUACCUGGAAAAUCGAUAUGAACGAACCCGCUCACUGGACCCAUUCCGAAAUUACCUAUGACGGAAUCUACAACACGUAUGUGCUGGACACAGAGUACAAGACCUGGAUGCUGCUCCUGCACUGCGCGGAGCAGAGAGAGGGUGCGAGGUACCUCAGCGCCUUCGUCCUCUCAAGGACUACCUCUCUACCGAAAAAUGUUAUGGCCUAUUUGAGAGACAAACUACCCAGGUACGAUGUGGACAUCAAAUACGUGUUCCAGAUCCCUCACAACAAAUGCUCAGACAAGCCAGCCAAAGCUGACUUCUCGCCCAUACUUGUGGAGGUUGGCAGCAAGGUGCCGAGGAAGCCUGGUGUCACCUACAAAAUUGGUUUCGGUCAUUAAGUCUUAUGAAAAAUGUAUUUUUUGUAACAAUAAAUAGUAUGUAACACUAA